Molecule: messenger RNA, 198 nt
Organism: Perkinsus marinus ATCC 50983
Lineage: Eukaryota; Perkinsozoa; Perkinsida; Perkinsidae
Exons: 2
Coding region: 1-198 (65 amino acids)
Source: RefSeq, a predicted model, not a curated record
AUGCAGACCAUCCGUUACUCCCUGAGCCCCAAGGUAUGGGUGUUGGUCACUGGUGCUGGCCUUGUUGGGGUAUUCAGCGGCCAGCGUUUUGCCCAGACAUUCCUGCUCAGCAAGAACCCUCCCAAUCCUCCCCGUUAUCGCGAGAGGCCACCAGUAAGGCACCCCCAUACACCUGACGAGGAUGAGGACGAGGACUAG